Molecule: messenger RNA, 1587 nt
Organism: Cladocopium goreaui
Lineage: Eukaryota; Dinophyceae; Suessiales; Symbiodiniaceae
Source: the annotation of a GenBank genome assembly
AUGGAUCAUGCUCAGGAUGUGGUGUUAGAUGUGUUCAAGCGCCAGUUCUUCACAGAUGGAGGACGACCAGGCCGAGCUCACCAAGCCAGCCACUUCAGUGUACAGAUCAGGUACCUGAAACAACAAGAGGCAGCAGUGUUGCAGUGCAGUGGCACAUCUGGCCUGUACAUAGAGCCCCGUUUGCCUGACUCGUCCAAUCCAUCAGACGAGUAUCAAGUCGUGUGGAUGCCUCAGGCCACUUUGGCAGAAGCACAGCAUAGCAUGCAAUGUGAACCCCUCAGCAUAGGCCUGGCCCGUGCUGGACGUAGGUAUGGCAUCCGUGUACAGGCAAAGCACUACCAGUCCGUGUUCAGCAAGCUGAAACCGGAUAGCCAGUUUCUUGCACCCGGAGAACGCCUGAAUUGGCACUGUGGGCCUUGGCCUUUCGGAAGUGACAGGAAGAUGCUGGCCAAAGUUUUUGGUGACAUGCAGUGGCAAGCCCGUCCAUUGCAGCCUGCCAAGACAGUGGACGGAGGCAUCAUGUGGCUGGUGCAAUCAGUGACAGAACCUCCCACUGCAGUUUGGAACUUAGGUCAUGGGCCUGUUGUGGUUUCCAGGUGUGAGUCCCAGUCUGCUAGCAUGACGCAGUCGAGCCAUGUCAUAGGACCACAAGCCACUGUGGAGCUGUGUAGCACCAAUGCUGAAGUUGACCCCUGGUUGACUCGUGAUCCAUGGCAAGGGUCUUUGCGAAAUGUUCCCGUUCAGCCAGCGCCGAAUGUCACCACACAAAUCCAAGAGAUGGAAGAGAGACUGGAAAAGGCCAUUUUGGCCAAACUGCCAUGUGAGAAGAUGGAAACAGAUGAGGAGGACAAUCGUGUCCACCAACUUGAACUCCAACUCCAGCAUCUGGCAACACGUCAGCAAUCACUGGAGGGCCUGGUGAAUGAACAUCACCAUCAGCACACGGCACAGGUUCAAACCUUGCAAACACAGAUGAUGUCACAAAUGGAAGUUCAACGCACCCAAAUGAAGGGUAUGUUCGAUGACCAGAUGAGCAGGCUGGAGGCCAUUUUGGCCAAGAAGGGGCCUGCGGCGGCGAAUGCCGAUCUCUGGAGCUGGGCGCUACAAUCAGUGGAGCGUUUGGGCCUUGAGCAGAUCAUUCUGACUAAGGUGGCGGCACACAGGUUGGUGGCUUCAGCAACCAGCCGCUAUGAAGCGUGGCUUUUCUGGCAUAACACCGCUGCAGACCAUGCGGCGAAGACAGCUAAUUUGGACAGAGGUGAAAGUUUCUGGACGCUUUGGCAGAAGCAUGUUCGUGAGGUUACAGCAGCCCAGGAAGUUCAUGCACAAGCGUGGAACCUCCACCUUCAGGUGGCACUGAUGAGCGUCAAGGAUGAUCAAGCUUUGACGUUGGACACAGUUGAGAUACAACAGCCGAAACACACGAGAGUUUUCGACAAGCUUUUUGAUGUUUCAGCAUGGCAGGGAGACCUCCCCAAGCAGUUUGCCAAUGAGUACGGCCAUGGUAUGGCGACCCGCGUGGCCACCUGGUGGAAGACCCGUACGGAAGCUGGAGGAACCCAGGUUUGUACUUGGACUAUCAGCUGA